Brachypodium distachyon (stiff brome) is the source of this 1832-nucleotide messenger RNA. RefSeq names its product flavanone 3-dioxygenase 2. Bases 242 to 1252 code for a protein of 336 amino acids. The record is from RefSeq and is a predicted model, not a curated record. The transcript has 4 exons. Lineage: Eukaryota; Viridiplantae; Streptophyta; Magnoliopsida; Poales; Poaceae.
GGCCAGGCCAGUGUCUCAGCUGCCGUCACCAGGCAUGACGUCGGCUCCGGGUGACGACCGCAGCUCUCAAUCGAGUCAACUGCGCUUAACCGCGUGAGCCAGGCGCUUCGUUUCAUAUCCUCCAUAAAUCUCCCUCCAUCCCUUCUUCGUCUUCCUCGUUCCCCUGUUCAGUUGAGCUUCAAUUCAGAGCGGCUCUUGCUCUGCUCUGCUCCUUGCUCGAUCAAGCGGCAUCGGCAUCGGCAUGGCGGAGCAGCUCAUCUCGACGUGCGCGCACGAGACGCUGCCGGAGAGCUACGUCCGGGACGCGGCGGAGCGGCCCCGCCUCGACGAGGUCGUCCCCGACGCGCACAUCCCCGUCGUCGACCUCGCCCACCCCGACCGCGCCGCCAUCGUCUCCCAGAUCGGCGCCGCCUGCCGCUCCCACGGCUUCUUCCAGGUGCUCAACCAUGGGCUUCCCGCGGAGCUGAUGGAGGCGGCCAUGGCGGUGGCGCACGAGUUCUUCAGGCUGUCGCCGGAGGAGAAGGCCAAGCUCUACUCGGACGACCCGGCCAAGAAGAUCCGGCUGUCCACAAGCUUCAACGUGCGCAAGGAGACCGUCCACAACUGGCGCGACUACCUCCGCCUCCACUGCCACCCGCUCGAGCAGUUCGUCCCGGACUGGCCAUCCAAUCCCUCCGCCUUCAGGGAAGUCAUGAGCACAUAUUGCAAGGAGAUCCGGGAGCUCGGGUUCAGGCUGUACGCGGCGAUAUCCGAGAGCCUAGGCCUGGAGGAGGACUACAUGAAGAAGGUCCUGGGCGAGCAGGAGCAGCACAUGGCGGUGAACUUCUACCCAAAGUGCCCUUCUCCGGAGCUGACGUACGGGCUCCCGGCGCACACGGACCCGAACGCCCUCACCAUCCUGCUCAUGGACGAGCAGGUCGCCGGGCUUCAGGUCCUCAAGGAUGGCCAAUGGAUCGCCGUGAACCCGCGGCCCAACGCUCUGGUGGUCAAUCUCGGCGACCAGCUGCAGGCGCUGAGCAACGGGAGAUACAAGAGCGUGUGGCACCGGGCGGUGGUGAACUCGGACAGGCCAAGGAUGUCCAUUGCCUCCUUCAUGUGCCCCUGCAACAGCGUCGUCCUCGGCCCCGCCGAGAAGCUCGUUGGCGACGCCUCCCCGGCCGUCUACAGGAACUACACGUACGACGAGUACUACAAGAAGUUCUGGAGCCGGAACCUGGACCAGGAGCACUGCCUGGAGCUCUUCAGAACCUAGCUAAUUAGACGGUCAGCAGAAAUUCAGACACUUUUUGGUCUUCCGUGUUUUUUCUGUUUCCAGUCUCGUUUUGGUGUGCACACGCAAGUACGUACUCUCUGUUGCUGUCUGUUACAACCCUCUCAACUGAUCAUGGUGGCAGCUCCUCCACAGCAGACUUGUGCUCUAACUGAUUGUAGCUUUGGCUGUUAUAUGCAUCGCCUGGUGAUGAUGCAGAGUUUGUCCCUUCCGUUAUCUAAAGAACUACAUGUAGCUACUAGUUUUUUUUUUUUUGAGAACUAUUAUUGUAGCUAGCCCGAGCUCGGUGAGGUGGAGACGCAGCAAUCCUUAGCAACUGGGUGCAGCCUCUUGGAGGUGGUUGCGAUGGUUGCAUUGGAACUAUUCAGCUGAUGUUGGUGGCAGCAGCGUAGCAAUAUUCCAGGUUGCAUGAGUUGUAAUUUUUUAUUCCUGUUGUUACGAGAUUUGUGAGCCCUAUGUGCUUGUGACGCUUUAAUAAUAUGGUCUGUGCAUCGAUCGAUGAAGCGACCGGUGAUUCUGUUAUUCUCUUCAGAAAAUAAUAAUGUAUGCAUGUUCUUUUUUA